AUGCUGAGGAUAGGUGCACUCAGAAGCAGCGCAAGAUUAUACUCCACGAGCAAAGACAAGUUCAGCGCACCGAUCGUAGAGUCGUUGAAAGGCGGAACAGCACUCGAGGAGCCUACACCCGGAAUAGCCCCACAUGAAAAUGCACAGGACGCGCGAGAGGCCAAGGAAGACACCCCAGCUGGACCCACUCUCGCCGACGUCGAGCAUCUUUCUCCAGAAGACCUCGGUGGCGGUGAAGUGGGUGAGAGAGCUCUGGGAGAUAAGGGCCAGCAGAAGGAUAAAUAG
This is a messenger RNA of Wallemia ichthyophaga EXF-994, 285 nucleotides long. RefSeq lists its product as uncharacterized. The transcript is spliced from 3 exons. The record is from RefSeq and is a predicted model, not a curated record. Lineage: Eukaryota; Fungi; Basidiomycota; Wallemiomycetes; Wallemiales; Wallemiaceae. Bases 1 to 285 code for a protein of 94 amino acids.